AUGGCGCGAGGGCGAGCAGCGGGUGCGCGGGGAGGGGCAGCGGCGCGCGGGGCAGGGAGGGGCGGCGCAGGAAGAGGAGCGGUAGAGAUCGGAGAAGGAGGCGUGGGGACGGGGGGGGUAGCGAUGGGCAUGGAAGCGGCGGGGCGGAUGGCGGGGGGGUGGGUAGCGGCGGGAGAGGUGGUAUCGCCGUCGGAGGUGCCAUCUGGGGGAGGCGUCAUCUCCCCCUGGUGCAUGCACGUGCACACCGUGCUCGGCACGCGCCUUCUCGUGCCCGUCGCUCCCAGCGCCUCCAUCAGCGACCUCCUCCGUGCGUUCCCCUUCGCGCUCCCCUUCCCCCCGUCCCGCACGCCCAGCUCUUCUCCCCCGUCCCCCACUGCUGCCUUCCCCCCCCCCUUCACUGCUGCCUUCCCCCCCUUCACUGCUGCCUUCCCCCCCCUUCACUGCUGCCUUCCCCCGUCCCCUAUGGAGUGUUCGACUGAGAGACGAGGGAAGGGGAAGAUGGCGAGUGCUCACGUUGAUCGCCUGCCCUGGCGGGCCCACGUGCUUCCAACCAACACUGGACUCACGUCACCUUCUGCCCCCUUUCCUCACUGCACGCAUUCUCUCCCCUUCCACGCCUCCAAACCAAACCCUUGA
Closterium sp. NIES-65 is the source of this 636-nucleotide messenger RNA. The record is from the annotation of a GenBank genome assembly. NCBI's taxonomy places the organism in Eukaryota, Viridiplantae, Streptophyta, Zygnematophyceae, Desmidiales, Closteriaceae.